Molecule: messenger RNA, 249 nt
Organism: Arabis nemorensis
Lineage: Eukaryota; Viridiplantae; Streptophyta; Magnoliopsida; Brassicales; Brassicaceae
Source: the annotation of a GenBank genome assembly
AUGACUUCCUGGCUUCCGACUUCUUUCGCUACUUGUCACGGUGGUCCUGGAGAGAUUAUGGAGCACGUGCUAUCGGGUUUCCACAUUGAUCCAUACCAUCUCGAGCAAGCGGGUAACAUAAUGGCUGAUUUCUUUGAACAUUGUAAGGAAGAUCCAAACCAUUGGCAGAAAGUAACAGACUCUGGUCUCCAAAGGAUAUACGGUACAAAGAAAUCUAAAUCAAAAACCAUUAUAAUUGUUCUCGGUUAA